Molecule: messenger RNA, 486 nt
Organism: Meloidogyne enterolobii
Lineage: Eukaryota; Metazoa; Nematoda; Chromadorea; Rhabditida; Meloidogynidae
Source: the annotation of a GenBank genome assembly
AUGACGACUACUUAUCAAGAUUCUACCGGCGACGUUUUUGGGAAUAUUCAUCGUAUCUUUACAUUACUUCCCAACAAACUCGAGAAAGACGUCCGUGACCACCUCAAGAAUGUUUAUGGGACUCUUGCUCUUGCAUUGGGCUGUGCCGUUUUGGGAGUUCUUUUCAACAAUGUAAUGCAAUUUGAAGCAAUGCAAUUUGUAUUUACAUUGGGAAUUUUUGGGUUGAUGAUUGCAAUCGUAUCGACUGAGGCUAAUUCCUUUAACGAGAAUAAGCGUCUCGCUUAUAUGUUUGGAUUAAGCUUCCUUGUUGGUAUCCAGACUGGACCUCUUAUCGAAUAUGUUGGCGCUGAUGACCCGUCAAUCGUUUUUAAUGCUUAUCUGAUCACAAUGAUUGUGUUUGGAUGCUUUACAAUGAUGGCUCUUCAUGCAGAUUCGACCAAAUAUCUUUAUUUGGGAGGUUUGUUUUUUUUCAUUUUCAAAAUUUAA